CACUGGGCACCCGCAGCCUCCUCCGCCUCUGGAGCGAAGCUUUCCGGGGUUGUUUUCCCCAGAGUUAAACGAGCUAUGAGCGAACGCUGUCCGCACUCACCCGAACAAACUGAGCUUUCGCUACGCCCAAUAGCGCUGCUCCCGCAACGCGUUAGAAAUCUGAAACGAUGGGUGACUGGAGCUUUCUGGGGAGGCUGCUAGAGAAUGCACAGGAGCACUCCACGGUUAUCGGCAAGGUUUGGCUGACAGUACUGUUUAUCUUCAGGAUACUGGUGCUGGGGGCCGCUGCUGAGGAAGUCUGGGGAGACGAGCAGUCAGACUUUACAUGCAACACUCAGCAACCUGGUUGCGAAAAUGUUUGCUAUGACAAAGCCUUCCCCAUUUCUCAUAUCCGCUUCUGGGUGCUGCAGAUCAUUUUUGUCUCCACUCCAACCCUCAUCUACCUGGGCCACGUGCUGCACAUUGUACGCAUGGAGGAGAAGAGGAAAGAGAAAGAAGAAGAGCUGAAAAAGAGGGGAAGUGUCAAAGACAACAACUACCCAGGAGCAGCAACGUCUGGCGGUGGUGGCGGAGGUGGCAAUAACUUCAAGGAUCCUCCUAUCAAAAUGGGAAAGGAGAAGCUCCCGAUCCGUGAUGAGCGUGGUAGAAUCCGUAUGGGAGGUGCUCUGCUCCGUACCUACAUCUUCAACAUCAUUUUCAAGACACUGUUUGAGGUAGGCUUCAUUGUGGGCCAGUACUUCCUUUAUGGCUUUGAACUAAAGCCAGUCUACCAGUGCAGCCGUCCGCCUUGCCCACACACUGUGGACUGCUUCAUCUCGCGGCCCACUGAGAAGACCAUCUUCAUCAUCUUCAUGUUGGUGGUGGCCUCUGUCUCCCUGCUGCUGAACAUGCUUGAGAUAUAUCACUUGGGGUGGAAGAAGCUUAAGCAGGGCAUGACAAGCCAGUACAGCCUUGAGAUGCCUGUUACAACACUGACACCUGUCAUGGUAACAGGGGUACCCAAACCAGUUUCCUUGCCACCGCCAGCACCACCCGUGGUGGUAACGACCACCUCACCUGCUCCUGUUCUGCCUGACACGCGCGCUGUCACACCGCUGCUGGCUCCGGUGACCAUGGCACCCUACUACGCUGCAGCUGCUCCUAGGGCACGACCCCCCUCCAACACUGCCUCCAUGGCAAGCUACCCUGUUGCUCCACCAGUUCCAGAGAACAGGCACCGUGCUGUCACCCCUACACCUGUCUCCACUCCUGUCACCAUCCCAACCCCCAUCCCCACACCCACACCAGCCAUCAUCAACUACUUCAACAACAAAGGUGAUGCCCUGGCAGCUGAGCAGAAUUGGGUCAAUAUGGCAUCUGAGCAGCAAGGCAAGGCACCUUCCAGCUCGGCGGGUUCCUCCACUCCUAGCAGUGUCCGGCAUCCCCUUCCAGAGCAGGAAGAGCCACUGGAGCAGCUUCUCCCACCCUCAGGAGGGCCGCCCAUCACCACAGCCAGCAGUGGCAGCAGCACCAGCUUGAGUGGAGCAAGUGGCAGCAAGUGGGAUGUGGAGGGUGAGGAGGAGCUGGCGGAGGAACGGCCCAUCUCGGCCACCUGCACCACUGUGGAGAUGCAUGAGCCACCGUUGCUUGUAGACACACGGCGUCUGAGCAGGGCCAGUAAGUCGAGCAGCAGCAGAGCUAGGUCAGAUGACCUGGCCGUGUAGCGUGAUCACUGCUGUGCAGCGGAGCAGGCGGCUGAAGGCAGAGUGGGCAGGGGAGCUUCCCCCAGGGAGGCCAGGCAUGGCACGGGUGGGAAGGCCUGGGUUUCAAACUUUGAUGCUUGCUGUUUUUGCACUCUGUGAGUUGUAGUGGGGAAAAAUAGCAACGUUUUCUAAUAGGUCAGGGGUGGCUGAAGCGCAGCCCGUGGGCCAGGGGACCAAUCCUGCUCUCUUUAAUGUCCGUGGCAGAUCUCCCAAGGGCAGCCGUAGUGGAGGCCUGCAGAGGUAUCAGGUGGUGAUGGUAGCUGGUCAUGUGCCCUGAGGCUGACUUUCAUUUGAGCAAAAUGUUCCUAUCCUUAUUGCCCAUGUGCCUGCCCAUCAUCUCCUUCAUGCCCUUGUCUUCACUUCCAGCCUUUUCACAUAAGCUCUAUGUGAGCAGAUGCUAUGACUUAUUUUCUUCCUUUUAAAUCCUAUGAUGUAGCCCAGUGGCAAACAUCAGGAUGGCACACUGCCUGUUGGCACCUGUCAUGUCUCUGGACCAACUUGCCAUAUUAAAGACCAAGGUGACUGCAGUCUCUUCCAUAUAACACAACUUAAGGAAGUCUUUGCGCUCAUGGCAAAUUGCCAAUGUGGUCCUCUUGGCUGGGCAAAGUUUAGGUAACCCCUGUAAUAGAUUUUAUCAUUUUGAGGUUCAUCUUUAUCUUUUUUUUUUUUUUCCUUUUUAUUUUUCAACUCUUGACCUGCUAGGAAGUGUUCGGUUUGACCUUCUAUCCAGUGUUUGCCAACCAUGACCACAUCAUGUUUUGAAGCCCACAAAUACAUUUGAGCAUGCUUGAUUAUAAUUUUAGAUAACUUAUGAAAUUGCUUAGAAGAGGACAGGAACGUAAACCACACACCUCAGAAAUGAUUACGCAGAACAAUUUCUCUUCAGAAAGCAAGGAUUAUGUUUUCAGUACAUUGUGGCCCUAUAUGUUGCCCAUGGACAAUCAAUAGGAUGAAGUAGAGCUCUGCAUUUUAGACUAUUAGUUACCAGCUUAAGUUUGUUGGAAGAAAGCUAUUUAGAAGUAAAGUUGAGUGCAUAUUUUUAAGUAUUUGAACAUUUCUGGAGUAAUUUUGAUCUGUAGAUUUAAAGUUAAUUGACUGUGUACUGACUCAUCUUAGUUUGAUUUUUGAUCUUACAAGAAAAUGUAAGGGGAAGGAAACUUAACUAAUGGUGAAAAAGUCCCAAAGCAACAUUAUUUCCUGUUAUGAUCUACCCUGUCCCUUAGCAGCAAUCUGUAGUGUCUGAGAAGUCUGUAAAAACAGAUUUAGACAGUAUUGUGUUGCAGAAAAGGUGGCUAAAAUAUCUGGGCAACAUGCUGGUGGCUGAUGGGUCUGUACUGACCCCACUGAAGUCACUUGCAGAAUUUCUGUUUGUUUUAACAAGGAGCAAGGUUUAGCGAUGGAACUUGCAGGCCUUAUUCAAUCAGAACUAAAAUUUACAUGCAGAUUUGGGAGCCAGAACGAGUGUAGAUUUGGGGCCUUGUAUAUAAAGACUUUAAAAUCCUGCUUUUGAAAAUUGUGAAUUUCCCUUAAAAAUGAGUGGAGGAAACUACUGGGUAUUUUUUUCUAAGGUGCAGCUUUCCUUUUGACUGGCUUAAUCCUUCAUUUCUUUGUAACAAAUACUCUUACAGAAAUUAGUCAGAAUUUUGAAUGCCUUAUCAGGCUAGUGAGAGUUUGGGUACAAAGCAACACAGGAUUAGGUUCAACUUCUGCUCUAAGCAAAAUCCGAAAUAAUUGAAGCUCAGAGUCGGUCCUUUUGCUGCUGUAAAUUGGAAGUACUGUAAUUGAAGAAGAGCAGUCAAAUAUGCUGGGAUAGCCCUUCACAUGGUGGAAGUAUUUGGUUGGCAGUGCAGCCCUUACUCAGGCAAAGCAGGGUCAUCCUGUAGCAAACAGUUAAAAUUGCCAGUUACUGUGCUGUUAAAUGUUUUCCUGAAUGUGUUUAUUUUAUUCAACAGUUAAAAUGUUCCCACCACUCAAGCUUGAAGUGGUCUGCUUUUGAAUAGACACAAAGAGUUUCGCUUGGUCAGAGGUACUGUUCUGCAGCCCCUGGGCAUGCUGUCUCAUGACUUCAUUGACCUGCUUGUAGUGAACCAGGUGAGAAGUCUUUUCUGAAGCCACUGAUCUUGGAGCAGACACUGCAUGAAGAGUCAAUGUACAGUACAGUAAAGAUAUCUACUGCUAGGUGUUCAGCUUCAGUCAUUCAUAUGUGGAUUUUCUGUUAUAAGCCAUAACUUUCUACAAGAAAGCCAAAAGUUCAAUCCCACUUUCUGUUGUAUACAUGCAACUGUGUAGAACUUGAUUAAAGCUGAUGAAAUUGCCUUGCUGUAAAACAAAAGGCAGAGUUUAGCACUCAAAAAUUUUACUCAUUAGUAUCCGUGGUAGAGGUUUUUAAGUUUAGAUAAAUGCCAAAUAAUUAGAUUGCUGAGGUAAUUCAGUAUGCAACUGUGCAUAUUAGUACAUCAAAAUUCAUAGGCUGUAUUUUCCUUUAUUUCAUACUUCUGAAAAACGAAGUCAAAGUCUUUCUGGAGUGUAUUUCCAGUCCAGCUGGAAAAUGUGUGUUUUUUUAACACUGGGGCCCAAGAGCAAAACUGACUUUCUGUUUGAUGGAGCCCUGUAUCUUGCAGUCCUUAACUUAGUGCAGCCCCUACAGAGUGAGUCCUGCAGGACUGCAUCCAUAUUGUAUAUAUAAAAUGAGAACAGAGAUAGUUUUAACUUAGGAUCGACUGAUACCUAGUGUGCCCUUUUGAAUUAACAUGUAUGGUUAGACCUGCAGAGAGCUCAGGUGCUUUUGUGGAAUACAUGGUAUUUUCAGGCAGAGUAAUUACUGGAAAGCUGUAAAAGAUCUUUUUUUUUUCCUUUUUUCUUUUUCUUUUUUUUUUUUUCCCCUGUAAUGUUCAGGGGGAGAAAUGUAACUCUUCCACAACCCCCAAGAGAAAUCUGAGAGAGCAGCCUCCACAUCAAAGCAGUACUUGUCUGAGAAAGCAAAGCCACAGCUUUGAGGUUGUGCAUUUAACAUCAGCUUGUUUAAUUUCCACCAAAUAAUUCUACAGUGUCAAGCUUCUUGGUUACCUACAAUUUUGUUUGGAGGCCACUAACUGUUCCUUCCUUGAAGCCCAGGUAAUUGUUUCAGCAGAGCUCCCCUUACCACUACUUUAAGUUGCUUUGUGACAUCUGAGAUAAGAUUUGUUGAAAAAAGUCUCAUUAAUAUGGCAGAAUUAGAGUAUUUUAAUUAAUCUUUACUUAGGAAUUUUCAUUGAAUUCAACAUUCAUGAGUAAAGCAUAAGGACCAAACUCAGGAUUUGGUCUAAUGCACAAUAUUACUAGCACUAUAGCUCUUAAUUUGGAACUAAUGGAAAAAUUAGGAUAAGAUCUAAUUCUAUGUACUUUUCUUUCCCAAAUAAGAAUUACAGAUAGAAAAUAUUUAGUGUCUAAUGAGACAUUUUCAGUACAAAAGUGUUAGCUGGUGUAUCAGAAGGUGAGCAUUACAAUGAUUUAAGGUAUUUGCCCUGUUUUGGUAUUAAGAUUAAUUUGCCACCUUCCAGAGUUCUAGAAAGAAUGUACAAACACCAACUACCUUUCAGAACAGACUGUUGGCAAAAAUAUCCGAUAAUUUUCAAGUUGUUCACUCUUAUACAUUAAUUAACUCCAAAGAGGGGGCUGGUAGCAAAUGAUACUUUGAUUUAGCUUGGUCUUGCAGGGGAUUCAAAGCAAAAUCAUGAAAGAUUGUAUUCACAUCCAUAACUUGUAGCCAGUUAUUGCAGAAGUGGAACAGAAUCAUGGCUAAUAUUAAGAAAAGUGGGAAAAAAAAUAACCACUAAUUUUUGCUCUUUGAAUAGAAUGAUUGUGGGAAGAUUGUUUUGCCUUAACCAAAGUUUAAAGAAAAAAAAAAAAAAGGUUAACUAAACUAUGAAGAAGAAAAGAGGAAAAGUAACAAAAAAAAAAAAGAACUCUUUGAAAAAGCUACCAGGUGUAUGAUGAGCUACUCUUUUUCCAGUAAGACAUCUCACUGUUACUAACUGAUCCUGCUCAGAGCAAGGGGGUUGGACUAGAUGGCUUCCAGAGGUCCCUUCCAACUACAGCGAUUACAUGGAACCUAUUUUCCUAAUCACUGAUUGCAGUAGUACAUUUUUUCACAAUAGUUUUACAAAGAUAUAAGAAAAAUAUAUCUGUCCUGUACAUAAAUGCAUCAUUUCUUUGCCAUGGGCACAGAUGUUCUGUUUUUUGUCACUGAGGUUUUUAAAUUAGUGCAGCUGUGAGUUAAUAGAAAAGAAAGUGAAGUACAGACAAUUUGAAACCACACAUUUCUUCCCUUUGUGUUUUGAUUAAAUGAAAACAGCCUGCCUGAACCUUCCCUUUAUUGAAGUGGUAUAUUUUGUCUAUGAAAAUCCAUCUAUUGCUUUUUCAUAGAUAAAAAGGUGCUCCUUGAAUUUGUUGAUCCAGGCUGCCAUUGAAAAAUGUUAACUUCUUGAAAAUAGACAGCAUGCACUGGGAAAGCAGAUGAACUGUGUUCUUCUCUGGUGUAAUUCAGAAGCCAGUGGUGUGCAAAGGGGUGCCAGGGAUUGAUUUGGCUUGGCAUAUCUGUCAUUUGUAAAGGUGCAUGGAGCUAAUUAAAUGCCUGACAUUUUGCAGCUCUUGAGAUUAUUUUCUAGUAUGAACACUUAAGUGUAGGAUCAUUAGAAUAAUUAAAGCAAGCUUUAAAAUUCAGAUCAGUACUUAGGUCCCCUUUCAGUGAUUCAUGGGACCGCCUCAGCUGAUGCAGAUUGUUGCAUUUCUCUGAGCUCCUGUGAGUUACAACAGUCUGCAAAAGCAGAGCAUUGAGCCCCCAGGUCCUUUAUAAUUUUUUCAAUACAAACACUAACAUUGUGGAUUUGA
Messenger RNA from Numida meleagris (helmeted guineafowl), 6611 nucleotides. RefSeq names its product gap junction protein alpha 3 (gene GJA3). The record is from RefSeq and is a predicted model, not a curated record. Gene Ontology annotation, cellular component: connexin complex. The coding region runs from base 168 to 1703 and encodes 511 amino acids. Gene Ontology annotation, biological process: cell communication. The transcript is spliced from 2 exons. Lineage: Eukaryota; Metazoa; Chordata; Aves; Galliformes; Numididae.